AUGGACGUGGCCGUGGCCGCUGCCCUCCCGGCCGCGGUCCUCCUGGGCUGCCUGGGGCUCCAGUGGCUCGUCUUCCGGAGCCGGGACGGGCCGCCCUGCAUCGGGGGCUGGAUCCCCUGGGUGGGAGCGGCGCUCCGGUUCGGGCAAGCCCCCCUGGCGUUUAUCCAGCAAGCCAGGCUCCAGUAUGGACCGGUAUUCACGGUGUAUAUGCUGGGGAAACGAUACACAUUUGUUACAGAGGAAGAAGGAUGCCAAGUAUUUUGCACGUCUAAAGAUGCAGACUUUGAGCAAGCCGUGCAACAGUCUGUUGAGCAUGCAGCUUCAAUUCCCAAAGAGAUCUUUUAUCAGAAUAGGUUCAAAAUUUAUACGAUGAUGAAGGGGAGACUGUCGUCCUUGAAUCUGCCCCUGCUGGUUGGGAGUCUCUGUGCGGAAGUGCAAGAUCACAUGCGGGACUUAGGAGCAGAGGGGACCAAGAGUCUCCGUGACCUGGUAAGGAAUAUCAUGUUCCCGACCACAGCAAACAUCCUGUUUGGGAGAGACACCUUUGUGAAAACCAAAAACAGUAUUAAGGAGAUACAAGAGCACUUUCAGAAUUACGACGAAGAUUUUGAAUAUGCCACCCAACUGCCUGAAUAUUUUUUGAAGAGAUGGUCUCAAUCCAAGAAGUGGCUCUUUGACGUGUUUCGAAAAGUGGUGCUGCAUGCAGAGGGAACGAACCCCCCUGAGGGCGAUUCCAAGACACUGAUGCAGCACGUCCUGGAUACCCUCAGUGCAAAACGUUUUGGUACUCAUUAUGCGGUCUUGCUCCUCUGGGCAGCUCAAGCGAACGCAGUUCCCGUUUCUUUUUGGACGCUUGCAUUUAUUUUGUCUCAUCCAUCUGUUUACAAAAACGUCAUGCAGGAAGUAGACUCUCUUUUGGGGAGAGCAGGUAAAGAAAAAGUGGAGGUGUCGAACGAAGACCUCAAAAAGCUCCAAUAUAUCAAGUGGUGUAUUUUGGAAAGCGUACGCCUCAGAGCACCAGGAGUCAUCACCAAGAAAGUGACCAACCCGAUAAAACUUCAAAAUUUUGUCAUCCCCGCUGGCGACAUGCUGAUGCUGUCUCCAUACUGGAGCCAUAGGAACCCGAAAUAUUUCCCUGAGCCUGAAAGUUUUAAACCGGAUCGCUGGAAAGUAGCAAAUUUAGAGAAGAACGCUUUCUUGGAAGGCUUCGUGGCGUUCGGAGGAGGGUCGCAUCAGUGUCCUGGAAGAUGGUUUGCUAUAGCAGAGAUUCAAAUCCUCAUCAUUUUGUUCCUUUAUAAAUACGAAUGCAGCCUUCUGGACCCGGUACCGAAGGAGAGUCCUCUCCACUUAACAGGGACUCAGCAGCCUGAAGGACCGUGCAGAAUUCGGUACAAAAGGAGAGCGUAGACACUGUCAACGGCAGCCAGUUCUCAUACCAGCCCCUGCCACGUUAAGAGACCGUUGAUCCCCAGGCCUUCCUGCAUUUUUAGGCACCACAUCUGGAGUUAGGAAACCAGAACUUUAGCUGUACUGCACAACCUCUGUCUUUUAUUUCCCUUGCCCAUCAUUUCAGGUUUGGGAAACCUUUACCCAGAGAACAGCCGCCUUCUUUUCAUUCAUCUUUUUUGGUAUACGGAUUGCAACUCUUUAGGGUUUUUUUCAUUGAGCACUUUAUUAAGAGGCUGCCCCCCCAUGUCAAAGUUCAUUGAGGACAAGCGGCUUCCAUCUGAGCCAGAUAGAGGCAGACAUGCUCAGAGAUGCCUUUGCGACUGUGUGGAAGAGGAGGAGAUUGGAUUUAUACCCUGCCCUUGACUUAAGAGUCUCAGAGUGGUUUACAAUCUCCUUCCCUUCCUCUCCCCACAACAGACACCCUGUGGGGAAGAAGAAGAUGAAGAUAUUGGAUUUAUAUCCCGCCCUCCGCUCCGAAUCUCAGAGUCUUAGAGCAGAUCACAAUCUCCUUUCCCUUCCUCCCCCACAACAGACACCCUGUGAGGUGGGUGGGGCUGGAGAGGCCUCUCCCAGCAGCUGCCCUUUCAAGGACAACCUCUGCCAGAGCUAUGGCUGACCCAAGGCCAUUCCAGCAGGUGCAAGUGGAGGAGUGGGGAAUCAAACCUGUUCUCCCAGAUAAGAGUCCUCACACUUAACCACUAUACCAAACUAGCUGUACACCUCACACUUAACCACUAAUACAUACCAUAGACCUUUAUUGGCAUUGAUAUAAGAAUACAGUAUACUUUAAAACCAACAGUAACACUAUAGAAUAUAAUAAAACCUUUAAAAAAACCAGCAAAAGUUAAAUGACAUAAAA
Heteronotia binoei (common prickly gecko) is the source of this 2308-nucleotide messenger RNA. Its product is annotated as 24-hydroxycholesterol 7-alpha-hydroxylase. Bases 1 to 1407 code for a protein of 468 amino acids. Lineage: Eukaryota; Metazoa; Chordata; Lepidosauria; Squamata; Gekkonidae. Gene Ontology annotation, molecular function: heme binding; iron ion binding; steroid hydroxylase activity. Gene Ontology annotation, biological process: cholesterol homeostasis; bile acid biosynthetic process. The record is from RefSeq and is a predicted model, not a curated record. The transcript has 13 exons.